GUUAGAUUUCACUUAGCUACAUCACAUAAUCGACAGAGAAGAAACCCCAACCACCCAUUUCUUCAUAGAUAUGUUUUCGUAUCAGUAUAAGAACUUUCUUGAAUGUCUCCUAUAUCAGGAUAAUUUCAAGCUCAAGCAUAUCAUCUUCGUCUCCUUGGAAGCACGUGACCACACACAUUCCGUGUUGGAGCAGGAGAUUGAGUUAUUCUGACUUGCAGAUUCUAUGGUUGAUAUUGUCAUCAUGAAUCUGAGUAUCGCUCAUUACUUUACAACAUGUUUGUUGAUGACAUCUCAGAUUGCUGCACUUGCGACAGGAUCAAAACUUUCCUCCCAUUUCCGAGAUCUUCACAGCUCGUCUACUUCUGUGACUAAACCACUUAGAAUAGGGCUGGCGACCGAACCAACUUUACCCCUAUCGAGUGGGGCCAAAUUUGAGCUUACUCCAUCGACACCAGUGGCCACGCUAGAUUAUGGCCAUGAGGUCGCAGGUUAUCCAUACUAUGAUGUAGAAUUCAUCAGUGGGAAAAUGCAAAUUGAGGUCAAAUACUCGGAAGAAUUCAAUGGUCUCAAUGCUAACUUCUCUGACGGACCUUUCCCCUUUGCAACUGGUCUCUCAAAUACGUAUCGUGUUGAAACCUUUGAACUCACCGAGACUGGACCUUUCCAAGCAUUUCUACUUCAAGGAGGACAAAGAUGGCAAUCAAUCCGCCUCUUGACAUCGGGAAGUGUAACGUUUUCAACUAUUGGAUUUACUGCGUCAGUAUCGGAUAUUGAUGUCACUACACUGCCCGGUGGGUUUGAGUCCGACAAUGUCAUGCUUAACGAUAUUUGGGCCCUUGGAGCUAGGGCAUCGUCAUUGGCCUGCAUCGAUCGCGGAACCCAGGGUUCCAUGUGGGAGUUUGGUGUGAAUGGUGCUCUUGUAAGGGGUAUGAAACCAGGACUUACAAUUAAAGGCUCAUCAUUUCAGAAUUACACGUUGGAGUUCAACACUAUGAUCAAAAGAGGCGGCAUAGGCUGGGCAAUUGGCGUCCCAAUUGCGAAACCCUUAGGCCUCCAAUUGAAUCUGAUUGGGGAGCUACCUAAAAAUACAACUUUUGUCAAUACGAACACUACACUUACUCCACCAAAUUCCUUGAUUCUCUCCUAUGGUUAUUCUUUAGUCAAUGUCACGACACUUCCUUCUUAUCGCCUAGAUGUAUUCAAUACACCUCCCAUAAAAGAGAACACCUGGUAUACGGUGCGGACAAUCCUUGAUACCGCAGACAACCUUGCGGUAUAUAUAGAUGACGCAGAAAUUUUCAAUACUUCUUUGUCAUCUUACUAUGUUGGUGAAACACCAAUACAGACGGCUGGCACUUUUGGAUUUGGUGGCUGGCAAGAUCAGGCUGGCUACAUUAAAAAUGUGAUCGUUCGGGACACAUUCAAUCACUCACUUUUGUAUAAUAACACAAUGAUGACUGAUACAGAUUUGGUACUGACUGAGUACGGCGUUCACUCUAAUCUCCAAACAACGUGUCUAGAUGGUGCGAAACGAGAUCGCCUAGUAUGGCUAGGCGAUUUUUAUCACACCGGCCGUAUAAUCCCGGUCACUACUUCUCGAAAUGACCAUUUGAAGGGUACUUUGAAUACCUUUCUAAGCUGGCAAAUAGAAGAUGGACUUUUACCAUUUGCUCCGCCGAUUGGUUACAAUGCAUCUGGCGCGAAGCAGACAUUUGCCUUUGGUAGUGGUUCAUCCGCUGGUCUUGAAACUUAUGGUGUUGUUCUAGCUGAUUACCAAAUUCUUGGAUUGAUAUCCUACUCGAAUUAUGUUUCGUCAAGCAAUGAUCUUGAGUUUGCACAUCAAACAUGGUCAAACUGGCAACUUCUGGCAGAUUGGUUGAUUGCAAAACUCAGUCCUGACACUGGUCUACCUGUCUUUCUCACUUCGUUCAUUGGUCCGAGCCAAGGCUCUGCUGUCUCCUGUGCCCUCGUGCAAGCUUUGAGUCAGCUCGCGGAAGUGGCUAUGGCUUUAAAUGAUUUGGCGUCGGCUACCAAGUAUCAAACCGCGGCAACGAAAAUAUCCACUGCGGUCAACAAGCAGUUGUGGAAUCCAACCGCCGGUGUUUAUUCCCUUUCUGCCGCUUCGCCUGGCGAUUAUUCUAUUGCCGCAAUUGGAUUCUGUAUCACAUCAGGCACAGCAAACACGACCCAAGCACUUCAAUCCUUACAAGCUCUCGACGCCCUGAAGCUUGGGCCGGGAUAUAAAGAUUCGACACAAGUCAAUAGUUCGGAUCUCAGCACAAACAUUUCGCCUAAUAUAAAUGGAUUCUUGCUUGCAGCGAUUAUCUCACAUAAUGAAAGUAGCAGAGCUCUGAGCUUACUCGAAAGCCUCUGGUCCCCAAUGUUGUCAAACCCAAAAUCAUCCACAGGUGCAAGCUGGGAGUAUGUAAAUCUUGAAGGUAACCCGGGACUUGGUUUGUAUACAAGUCUUGCACAUCCAUGGGGCGGAGCACCUACAUAUUUACUUACCGAAUGGGCUUCUGGAUUGAGACGUGCUAAUGGCCCAUCUGGGUAUGGCUAUAGAAAUUGGAUUAUCAAUCCGGAUGUUGGUUUGGCGAUGGGGCUCAAGACUGCCAGCGCCAGGGUGGUGACUGCUUUCAAUGGAAGCUUGAGCGCGAAGUGGACAUUGAAUGAAGGAGUUGUGGACGUCAUUAUAAAUGCACCGAAUAACACAAGUGGUGUAUUUGAGAUGGCUGGAACGAGGAAAGUGCUCGUCGGUGGAAAUUCAUACAGGUUCAAUGUGAACAUAUGAAUCUAUGAUUGAGUUGCUUCUGAGUACCAUGCUGUUUGAUAUAUCAAUAUAUACAUUUUUUUCUCCAUCGAAGUGCCGCUUCCGACUUGUCACUGCCAGAGAUGACAACUCCCCCUCUACAGAGUAAGUCCCUCUUGAUGGCUUCAUAGACCCCGCUCGAUCAGUAAACAUGUAAGGAUAAGAGGCUAUUACUAAAGAAAUGAAAGAACGUAUAGGCAGUGGCACGGGAAAGUAAGGGUUCUCAUUCAAUUACUUAAUUGUAGUCUGCUUGCAAAAUACACUCCUGUUUCAUGGCAAUACCGACUCUGCUCAAUUGCAAUGCCAAGUGAACGCUGCAACUUGCAAUCAAGAAUAAAACUUAGCGCCUAGUUGACAGAACCCGAUGCUUAUUUUAUUGCUCAUCUUGAGAAACGAUUGUGGUGUAUAGAUUGGAUGGAAAGUAUUGUCAUGGUGUUGAAGCCUGUAGGUAGCCUCGGCAGCCAUGAUCUUUGUCGAGAGAUCGCUUUCAAGGCGGGAUAAGUAUUGAGACAUCUCAAGGUGAAAGUAUUGAUACUCAUAAGACUCCAGCCAUUUUGAAUCUCGUGGAUAGAAUAUAGAGAACUUGUGAAGCGUAUCUAACAGCUAGAGUAAGAAUGUGUAGAGCUUCCCUCGUCACAAGAGCGCUUCAGGAACCCCGGAAGGCGCACGCAAUAGGAGGGUAUUUUGCUGUCAUACAACAGGAGUGAAAAGAGACCGAGAUAUAGGUCAUUCACCCGUUGGAUGUAAAUAAUAAUGUUCACCAUCUCACAAGUCCUAGAGUGGAAGCUAGGCCUAAAAUUGCUUUAAAUCCCAUUAGCAACUAUGACAAGAAUCUGAUGUAUUGAACGAGCCUAAGAUACAAAGAUUGAAGGAGUUUUGAUGUGAUACAUCUUGUCAUGAAGUUGAAAGGUACCAAGAUUAAGAAGGGGAGAUAAUAAAACUAUAAGACAAUUAGAUCUUGGGUGAUUCCUUGCUGACAUUUUAGUACUGCUUCUCACUUGAGAAUGUCCAGUGAACCCAGCUUUCCUAUUCUUCGAUAUCUAGUGGAAGUCUGACAUUUGAGCUCACCGGCAUGUCUGGGAUCGACGACAGCCAAGAUAAACUAGGAGUUUCUUUGAACCGGAGAAAGUUGAUGAACCGGAGAAGAUCAAUUAGUUCAUCUCCAAACGAUUUCUACAUAGCGAAGGAUUCAGAAGAUGUUUUCCUCGGAGAUAUCGAAAAGUAAGACAGAUGUCAGGUAAAGGUUAAGUUACGGAGU
Molecule: messenger RNA, 4067 nt
Organism: Botrytis sinoallii
Lineage: Eukaryota; Fungi; Ascomycota; Leotiomycetes; Helotiales; Sclerotiniaceae
Exons: 2
Coding region: 224-2791 (855 amino acids)
Biological process (GO): carbohydrate metabolic process
Source: RefSeq, a predicted model, not a curated record